Messenger RNA from Macrosiphum euphorbiae (potato aphid), 1011 nucleotides. Lineage: Eukaryota; Metazoa; Arthropoda; Insecta; Hemiptera; Aphididae. The record is from the annotation of a GenBank genome assembly.
AUGGCCAUGUCGGGACUUGAACCUAAUGCGGCGAUCAUAAGAACAAAAUCGUUGCCUCGCAUUGAACUGACAUCGCCCAUAUUAGUUGCAUCCGACCAGGAUUCACAGGGGUCUUACAAAAGUUGCAAUGUUCACGAGCAAGAAAUCCAGAGGAAGCCUACUGUGAGACGUACGACGGUAAAAGCUCUGAUCGACAAGCACAGGUCGUUUCAAGACAAAUUACUAAAUGCUAAAGUUAACGACUUCAACACUAAGAAGAAAUCGUUUGUCAAUGCUUGCCAAAACUUGUGUGCUUCGUACAACGAUUGUAUACAAAUGGACGGUGACUCGAAACAGGUGGAAAACGUCGAAAAUUUCGUGAAAAAUCAUGUGUAUGAAGUUCUGAAUGCCGACUUUUUAGUAAAUUAUCAGUUACAACUGGAAAUAGAAAAACAUGUGUUAAGAUCCGAAAGCAUUGAUUUCAAAACUGGAACUCUCGAAUUAGAUACGAUUCUUACCACUAUGGGAAAAAGUUUUUGGCAAAAUAUUGUUUCCGUGGUCAGCAUCAACAAUGCUUACUACCAAUGUUUGUUACAAAUUAUGGAUAAUCGUAAAUUUCAAAACCUCGAGGACGUAGUGGCCCAUGUCAAUUCGGUGUUAAAAAUAGAUGGCGAUGAUCAAGAACUAAUCGGAUCAGAACUCCUUGCCACUUCCAAGAAGUAUAUGGAAAAAAUCGGCAUAGUAUUAAAUGAGAAAUUAAAGAAACCUCAGUCAUCAAACCUGCACAGUAGCAAGAUAAGUGCUCUCAGUAUGGAUGUGGCCCAAAGUAAGAGGCGCAUGAAGAUAGCUGAAAAUAGUAUCGCUCAACUCCAGAAGGAGAAGAAAGAUUUGUUGAACAUUUUAGCCAGCUAUGAUUCUGAAAACAUUCACAAAAUAUCGUUGGAGAAACGGCUCGAAGCUGAACAACAGAAAAACAAUGAAUUACGGGAUUUAAUUAGUACUAUUUUCAAAAAGAAAAUGCCUAGCCAAUAA